Molecule: messenger RNA, 6370 nt
Organism: Choloepus didactylus (southern two-toed sloth)
Lineage: Eukaryota; Metazoa; Chordata; Mammalia; Pilosa; Megalonychidae
Gene: TUB
Product: TUB bipartite transcription factor
Biological process (GO): protein localization to cilium
Cellular component (GO): cilium
Source: RefSeq, a predicted model, not a curated record
AUGGGGGCCAGGGCGCCUUUGCCUUCUUUCUGGGUUUGCCUGUUUGCCAAGACAGGGAUUUUGUUCCCAGGAGACACUCCCGGGCCCAUGGGAGCUCAGCAUUCAAAGCAGCACAGGAAACCUGGGCCCCUGAAACGGGGCCACCGAAGAGAUCGGAGAUCAACCAGGAGGAGCUACUUGAAGGAAGUAAGGGAGAUCGCUCGUGUCUUAGAUGAUGAGGGCAGCAACCUGAGGCAGCAGAAGCUUGACCGGCAGCGGGCCCUGCUGGAGCAGAAGCAGAAGAAGAAGCGCCAGGAGCCCCUGAUGGUGCAGGCCAAUGCCGACGGGCGGCCCCGGAGCCGGCGGGCCCGGCAGUCGGAGGAGCAGGCCCCCCUGGUGGAGUCCUACCUCAGCAGCAGCGGCAGCACCAGCUACCAAGUUCAAGAGCCCGACUCGCUCGCCAGUGUGCAGCCAGAAGCUGCCCACCCAACAGCACCAGCCUCAGCCAAGAGGACCAAGGCAGCAGCCGCAGCAGGGGGUCAGGGUGGAGCCUCUAAGAAGGAGAAGAAGGGGAAGCAUAAAGGCGGCAGCGGGCCAGCAGCACUGGCAGAAGACAAGUCUGAGGCCCGAGACCCGGUGCAGAUCCUGACCGUGGGCCAGUCAGACCUCGCCCAGGACGCAGGGGAGACAGCAGCUGGUGGGGGCGUGCAGCCCAGCCGGCAGGAACUCCGUGCCACGAUGCAGAGGAAGGGCACCUCCAGCAGCAUGAGCUUCGAGGAGGAAGAGGAUGAUGAGGACGAGAACAGCUCCAGCUCCUCCCACCUCAACAGCAACACACGCCCCAGCUCCGCCACUAGCCGGAAGUCCAUCAGGGAGGCAGCCUCAGCCAACAGCCCCAAAGCCCCAGAGCCACCGGGAGACGUUGAGGUCCAGGAUCUUGAGGAGUUUGCACUGAGGCCAGCACCCCAGGGCAUUACCAUCAAGUGCCGCAUCACGAGGGACAAGAAGGGGAUGGACCGGGGGAUGUACCCCACCUACUUUCUGCACCUGGACCGUGAGGAUGGAAAGAAGGUGUUCCUCUUGGCGGGAAGGAAGAGAAAGAAGAGUAAAACUUCCAAUUACCUCAUCUCUGUGGACCCAACAGACUUGUCUCGAGGAGGGGACAGCUACAUCGGGAAACUGCGGUCCAACCUCAUGGGCACCAAGUUCACCGUUUAUGACAAUGGAGUCAAUCCUCAGAAGGCAUCAUCCUCUACUUUGGAAAGUGGAACCUUGCGUCAGGAGCUGGCAGCUGUGUGCUAUGAGACAAACGUCUUAGGCUUCAAGGGGCCUCGGAAGAUGAGUGUGAUCGUCCCAGGCAUGAACAUGGUUCACGAGAGAGUCUCCAUCCGGCCCCGCAAUGAGCAUGAGACACUGCUAGCACGUUGGCAGAAUAAGAAUACAGAGACUAUCAUCGAGCUGCAAAACAAGACUCCUGUCUGGAAUGAUGACACGCAGUCCUAUGUACUCAACUUCCAUGGGCGCGUCACACAGGCCUCUGUGAAGAACUUCCAGAUCAUCCAUGGCAAUGACCCGGAUUACAUCGUGAUGCAGUUUGGCCGGGUAGCAGAGGAUGUAUUCACCAUGGAUUACAACUACCCGCUAUGUGCACUACAGGCCUUUGCUAUUGCCCUGUCCAGCUUCGACAGCAAGCUGGCCUGCGAGUAGAGGCCUCCUCGAGCCCUUUGGGGUUGCCCAGCCUGGAAUGGAGCUUGCCUGCCUGCCUGUGGAGAUAGUCCUACCUACCCACUGUACAUAGGCUUCCUGCCAGAUGACUCUUUGGCCCUGAGCAGGCUUCCUGGCCCAGCCAGCCAGGAACUGGCUUCUCUGCCUUUGCUUUUGAGGCAGAGGAGCAGGGGUAAGUAGAUGGGUGGGUGAGAAGGGACUAGAGUGAAUCCUUUCUGUGCCCCAAGGUCAAGCCCCCAAACCCCACUUCUGGUUAAUAUCUUGCUGCAGUUGUGUUUGCCAAGCUGGGUGACCUCCAGCUGGAGGAAGAGGUGUAGAGGGAUAGAAAGCACAAGGCAGGGCUGCUGUGGCCCAGCCAUCCGCUCAGUCCAGGAGUACAGUGACAAUGGGUGUCCCCACAGUGAGGGACCCAGUGUGUGUGUGUGUGUGUGUGUGUGUGUGUGUGUGUGUGUGUGUGUGUGUGUGUGUGUGUGUGUGUGUGUGUGUGUGUGUAUGUGUAUGUGUGUGUGUGUGGGUUUAGGGCACAUUAACUUUAUGUAGCAAAGAGCUUGGUGGCUGGGCUUGGCUCUGUGGUUUCCUGAUGUCGAGGGCUCAAAAAUUCAAGAGCCAGGUAGGCCCCUUACAGCUGCAGAAGGUCUCUGCCAAGCCUGGGAGAAGUUAAGAUCACAGGGAGGCGAGAUUGGGGGAAGGAUGAGGGACAGCACCUUGCCAAGAUUCCAGGAGCCUGGCUGUGAGAAUUGGCCGGCACCCCCGGGUUUGAGCCCAUUUGUUUUUUUUCAGGUUUGCUCUGCACUGUCAGAGGCAACAGGAACCAGCUCUCAGGGCCAGAGUUUUCAGUGGAUGGGAGCCUGCAGGACACAGGCUCAACAUGCAGAAAGUGCAUGGAAUAGGCUCCCUAGUUCAGGACUGUCUGGGGACCUUGCCAACUGCCCCAGGAGCUCUUCUGAGUAACCCCAGCACAACACCCAGGAAACAUGGACAGGGUCACUAGCUCCAGGCUGCACACAGCUAAGCAUGCCUGGGGCUCUUGCUGGAAGGGGGCCAUUCCUAAGCCAUGACAUGCUCCAAAAAGAAUCUCUGCUCUGGGUGCUCUUGCUUGAGUUUCAGCUCUCACUGCUGAGAGCCUAGGCCAUUGGGGUGAGGCCAUAUGAGUGUGGCUCUUGGUUGAAGUUGGUGGCAACUUCUGUGGUGGUUCUUGGGUGGGAAUGGGACAGGACGAUAAGAGAAUAUUUUAGAAUCACAAAGAGAUCAAGGGUGGCAGGAUCCUUAAGGAUCAACCAGUACAACUCCAUCACUUUUAGGAGAAUCACACCCAGAAAAUGGAACUUGCCCUGGGUCCCUUUGCUAGUUAGUGGCAGAAUUCAGAACCUCAAACUUCCUUGAUCUUUGUUCCCACUCUCCCCCAAGGUUCUGGUAUCUUCAGCUCUCUGCCCUUUCUGGGGCCCAGUUGGCAUGCCCUCCCCUGUUCUCCUAAUUCCAGAAACUUAGAAAUGUCAGAAUUGGUAUAUAAAAUUGAAACCAUUUCAGUAGGAAAUUGGGCAGUUCCCUGCUCCAAGGUGUCUGGCUUUUUGCAUGUCAAUCUGAUGACUGGCCUGUGUUCCUCAGUGAGGGCUGCACAAACUCUGGGUUGAGUGUUCCAGGGCUAGGCUUGAGCUCUCCCUCCAUCACCAAACUUAUCCUUGGAUGGUACCAUCCACCCUACAGGCUUGGGAACUCUUAAGCUCUUGCCCAUUCAUUGUUUACCCUGGCACAGGCUUCUUGCCGGGAAGGAGGUCUGGAAUCAGUAGGAAGCAAGGAAUUGUACCUGUAGGACAGAUAAGCUUGAAAAGAAAUUGGUUACAAAUGAAAGUCAUAUUUUAAACAUAUUAGUGAGGCUCUGUGGGUAAAGGAAUUGCUUUGACUCAUUAAAUGAAAGUAGUACGUUCUUAUUUCUUUGUUAUCUAGGUUUUCCAGUGUUGAGUGCUUAAAGCAGGACACAUCCAUUCUAGCGUGGAGUUGUCCACAUCUCAGGCACACAUCUCCAAGAAGGCCCUCUAGUGAUUAGCUUUUGUUAACAUAGUCCCGUUUCUAGACAACUCUUAACUGAGGGCCAUUUUGAAGGCACUGUGCUGGGGUUGGUCCAUUUCCCAAUGAAAUACUGUGGUGCCAUCCUCCUUUUUUAUAGUCCCAGUUUGACCCUUCCUUUGCUGACUUAAAUGAAAAGAGACCUACUGACAUGUGAGAUGAUGGAAACAAGGUGAGCUCUAAGGUUUGGUCAGUUUCUUUGAGUCUAGGAAUUUAAGAUGGAAUAAGCUGAUUUUGGAUCCUUGAAGGAGGGUGGGUUGUAGUGGCAGAUAGAAAAACUAGAAGCACAAUGGAAAAUGCUUGGCCUUUGCUUUCUCCUCUAGAGUCCUGUAGGGCCAGAAAACAUGGAUCCUGGGCUAUCUGGCAUGGGCUUGGAGAAGGUUAGCUUUAGGAACAAAAUCCUUCAUUGGGUGUUGUCAUGAAUAGGAGCAGUUGAGUCAACUGCUUGGGUCCCAGCCUAGCAAGAUUCUGCUCCUGAUGCUGGUUUUCCUUGACUAUUGGCCUUGCAGCCAUGGGCCCAAAGAUUAAAAAAGCAGUCAGGGCCCCUGGAGACCAUCUGGGCUUAGCAUCUCCAAGAGGAAGAGUCCUUGCCCUCCACAACCUCUGCCCAGAUGAUCCUUGAUUGGGCAGGGAAUUUGACUGAACAAGCAGUGCCUAAAGAUGUUGCACAGAUGAGACCUUAGGCAGCUCCUCUGUAACUGCUGCUGGCUCUGUAACUUCUCCUGGGGCCAUACCCUAAAACUCAACACUCUGCCCCAAAACAGUUCUUCUGCAGAGUGUUAAAGUUCACUUCCCCAAUUCUUCUCCAAUUCUAGCUUUUCUUUCCUUGUGUCUCCAAGGUGCUCUGUGUCCAUGUGUGUGUGUCUUUGUGGAAAAGGGCAAUCUGCAAACAACAAACUGAGGUUUUAAUUUUUUAAUUUCAAAUUUUAAAGUAUGAGUAGGAAAGGGGUAAGGAUGUAGUUAUGAUAAGCUGUGGAUUUUGUUCAUUCAUUUCAUGCUCUUCAGACAGAAAGAAUACCUAGGAAAGUACCAGAACAAUUUUUUCAGUGUUCUGAUUGGAGGAUACCAUUCAAGGUUAGUUUUCAGCUCCCACUUUGCACUACCUAAAAAUAUCACUGUGUGGCAUGCAUGUUUUUGGAUGAAUCUGAACAUAUUCUGGUGAAUGUGUCUUAAAAAUCAUGACACUAGUUCAGAGGAAACACGUAAGGUCCACACCCAUGGUGAGGACAGGUGUUUGAAAGCUAGGAAGCGUGAUAACCAUAGGCUGGAAGAGAACCUUUGGAGCCCACCUCCUUCGGUGACAGUAGGACAACAGAAUUGUAGAAGCAGUUUUUCUUCACUGGAAGUAGCAAGCAUUUACCUGAGAGGUCAUUCUAAAUUUACCAGCCAACAGUGAUUUCAAGUUAAAAGGUCCACUCUUUAUUCAUGAUGGGAUCUGUAGUGAAGGGAGAUGCUGGGACAGCCAUGUCCAUGGCUCUGUUAUGCAAGCACAAAUUCCAUCUCCUAGUUGGAGUCCCUGGUUUUCCUCUACUGCAAUAACACUGGUCUUCCCUUCUCUAUAAUUCCACACCCCAGCUGUGACAAGUUGUGCAACCUCCUGAGUGGCCCUUAGGGCACAUUUUUCCAGAUAGCUAAAUAAGUCUGCUAAUGGUUCCAGCAUUCUUGUGAUACCCAGCACUGGGGCCUGAUUCCCUUGUAGCCAGGACUCAGAGUCAGAACCCUACACUGCCCUGAGCCCUGGCUGGUAGGCUUGUAGCAGUCCCCAGAAACAGGCUAAGGAAUGGGGUCUUAUUUGAGUUUGCUGGCUGUGUACCUACAGGUUGUAAUUUUCAUCAUCUCAGGAUGAGUGGGACAUAGCAGAAGUAUUGGGACAGGUUUAGUUUUGAGUUUUCCACCAAGAAGGUCUAUAGAAAGCACCACUCCACUUGGAAGGUGUCAAAUCAGAGCAAACUACAUAAUCUUUCUAGGUCUGUUUUCCCAUCUGCAAAAUGAGGAGGUUGGACUGUAAAAGCUACCAUAGGAUUCAGGCUGAAAGAAAGUAAUCUUUGCUUUCACCACUACUUUUUCUAGCUCAUCACUGUGCCUUUUUUCUUUCCUAAGGGAGCCAUCCUUCUCUUACGUUCUGUCCCUCCCUCCCCCUAUCAAGGUCCAGGCAGAGUGGGAGAUAAGGCUGUGAUCCAGAGUUUCUUGGAGGGCAAAUGGGAGUGACUUAAAAAGGGAAGCCUGACUCUGGCCUCUUUAAUCCCACAUUUGGUGAUAAAGGGAGACUUGGUCAGUUUGGGUGACAUUUCUCUUGCUGGGAACAGUUUUCAUAUUGCUUAGAAAGUAUAUGUUUAUUUGCACAAGAUUAUCUUUUCCUAUUUUGGUCAGAUGUUUUAUUUUUGUUCAUGAUUAUCUGGAGUUUUAGAUGAACUUGCAAAACUGCUUUUAUUAAGUGACUUUUUGAAUAAACUCUUUGUUAUUCUGGAGCAAUUUAUUUAUUUACUGGUACGUGCAAUGACGAACUUGAUAUUUUCCCAUGUUGAUCUUAUGUAUGUUGUAGAAUUUAGUGUUUGUCUAAAUACAGAACAUAUACCAAGAAAUUAAACUUGAAUUGUUUCAA